Messenger RNA from Sitophilus oryzae (rice weevil), 1162 nucleotides. RefSeq names its product tRNA (cytosine-5-)-methyltransferase. The record is from RefSeq and is a predicted model, not a curated record. The transcript has 4 exons. Gene Ontology annotation, molecular function: methyltransferase activity. Bases 122 to 1162 code for a protein of 346 amino acids. NCBI's taxonomy places the organism in Eukaryota, Metazoa, Arthropoda, Insecta, Coleoptera, Curculionidae.
AAAUUUCUAACCAAACUUUAUUUUAAAAUCCUCCAGCUGGAAGCAAAUUUUUAUUUAGAAACUUUGUAAUUUUUAAUAGAACAUUUAACAUAUAUUUACUGUACACAUAACAAAUUAUACAAUGAAUAUUUUAGAGCUAUAUAGUGGUAUUGGGGGCAUGCAUAUGGCCUUUACUGAAAGCGGUUUAAUAGGUGAAGUUAAAGCAGCAAUUGAAAUAAAUAAUGUGGCAAAUAGUAUAUAUAAAUACAAUUUUCCUGACACAACAUUACUUAAUUUAAACAUAGAAGGCCUAAGUGAAAAUAUAGUAAACAAGUUCAAUGUGAACACCGUACUGAUGUCUCCUCCUUGCCAACCCUUUACGAGGAACGGGAACAGGAACGAUGUUAAGGAUUCUAGAACAGACUCUUUUAGACAUUUUCUAAGUCUUUUACCCAAAUUAAGUAAAAUAGAAAAUAUACUAAUUGAAAAUGUGAAAGGGUUUGAAGUAUCCGAAAUGAGAAGUAUUUUGGUAAACGUCUUGGAAGAGUGUGAUUUUAUUUAUCAGGAAUUUAUUUUAUCUCCUUCACAAUUCGGUAUACCAAACUGUCGUCAUCGGUAUUACUGCCUAGCUAAAAGAAAACCAAACAAUUUUAAGUUUAAUAGAACAUCAUCAUUGAUGGAGGCUUUACCACUACCAUCAAGUUUGUCCAAAGAACCAACUAAUAUUGAAAUCAAAGACAUAUUAGAGGAUGAAUUAGAUUUUGAAACUUACAAACUAUCAGACAGUAUUUUACUGAAAAGAAUUAAUAUAUUGGACAUUUGCUAUUUGGACUCAAAAAUGACUUGUUGUUUUACAAAAGCCUAUGGAAGAUACAUAGAGGGCACUGGAAGUGUGUUUACAAGCAUCAAUAGAAUCGAUGUUAAAAAUAAAUUAGCCCAAUUAAAGGAAUUACAUAAUGAAGACGAAUAUUUGGACCUUGCUCGUUCACUAAAAUUAAGAUUUUUCACUCCAAAAGAAAUAUCGAGGUUGAUGCAGUUUCCUGAAAAAUUCUCUUUCCCUUCUGAUAUUAGUAAUAAACAAAAAUACAUGGUUCUAGGUAAUAGUAUAAAUGUCAAAGUUGUAUCGUAUUUAAUAAAACUAUUAGAAACCUAUAUGUUUAAUUUAUUCAGCCAGAAUCUUUAG